AUGCUCAAAUUCGGCAUCGCUAAUUCUACGGAUGACUUUGAAAUAGUAACAAAAGUCCCAAAGCUUUCGCGUAAAAGACCUAAAACUUUGAUUAAAAGUGCAAAGACCGGGAAGAAAAAAUGCACAAAAAAGGCUAAGGAAGAAGAUCAAGUUUUGAAACCUGCGUGGACGGAUGACGAUGAUAUUACUCCACAAAUAUCAAUUCGGCCUCCACGAGCCUUAGACGUGUUUGCAAAAAUAGAUCAGCUUAAAAACGUGAAAUCAGUUGGCUCAGAUGAUGAAGGGAAUUGCAUUUCCUCUCGGAAAUCUGCUGCAUGUGAUGAAAAAGGCUCUAAAAUACUCUCUUACGGAAAAGAAAUAGGCGUUAAGAGACUUAGUGAUGUCAAUCGUGAGAGAAGGUCAAUGGCUUCAAUCGUAUCAACUGAGUUCAAUACACACCACCGUAUGCUUUUAACUGCAAGCGUAGAUAGUACUAUGGCUUUUUUCAAGGUUGAUGGCUCGGAAAAUGCACUACUGCGUGAUCGUGUGUAUGAAAACUUUUCUCUUUCCUCAGCUAAGUUUACAGCUUACGGUGAUAAAGUUAUUUUUACCGGGAAUGUUGGCUCGUUUCGUAUUUAUAAUUUAGAAACUGGAAAUGAAAGUCGUGCAAGACGAUUUAUUGGUUCAUCAACAGACGAAACAAUCACUAAAUGUUUUAUUUCACCAGUUCAUCCAAAUUUGGUAGCCCUGGGAACCAAUGGAAGUGCUGUGUAUCUGGCCGAUUUACGAAGUUUAGAAAAAAUUUCAGUUAUGAGAGCAAGUGGUAUAACCAAUUCAAUUUGUUUCACCCAAGAUGGAACAUUUUUGAAUACUUAUGGGGCUGAAGGUUCUAUCUAUGUAUUUGAUCUACGAGUUAAUAAAGCUAGAAUUAUUCAUCGUUGGUUUGAUCAAGCCAGUACAAAUGGUUUAUCUAUCUCUUCUUCACCUAAUUCACAAUGGAUUGCUUGUGGGGCAGAUAGCGGUUAUGUAAAUGUUUACAAAUGGUCAUCUACGAUGAAUACAGAGAAUCCGCUACCUGAUAAAGCUAUUGGUAAUUUAGUUACCGGUGUUAAUUCGCUUUGUUUUCAUCCCUCUAAUGAAAUUCUCUGUCUGGCUUCUUCACAACGUCCGGAUGCUGUUCGACUUUAUGAUGUAAACGAAAGUAUAAUCUUUGAAAACUUUCCCGCUCGUGUUGGUACUUUAAACAAACCCACAUCAAUUGGAUUUAGUCCUGGUGGGCGAUUUCUUUGUGUUGGACAAUGUAAUGGUCGCGCUGCUCUUUACGCUUUGAGUCAUUACAACGACUAUUGA
This is a messenger RNA of Schistosoma intercalatum, 1329 nucleotides long. The record is from the annotation of a GenBank genome assembly. Lineage: Eukaryota; Metazoa; Platyhelminthes; Trematoda; Strigeidida; Schistosomatidae.